AAUAAGAAGACUAAAGUGGUCUUACAAAUCCUCUGAAAGGACCUCUCAUCGAUACCCCAAACCAGAAGGAGUGUUAGAAACAGAGAACAUUUGCUUUCAAGCCAAAUUUCACAGAAAAUAUUCACCUAGUGAUAGAAUCAUUGUUCCCGUGAUGAUGAAACCUGCCCAUGUAAGAUUGCUGCCUUCUACAUAAACCUCCUGUGUGCGAAAGAUUGGUAUAUGGCAGAAGGAUCAGCUGGCUACACAGAGGAGCAUGGUGGGGAGCGAAAGGGAGGCCACAAUAACAAGAGGAUGGCAUUAUGGCUGUUUCGUAGAUCAGGAAACGGGGGCUCAGAGAGGUUUCAUCACUUCUCCCAGGCCACACAGCUCCUCUUUGAACCAAGGUCUGUAUUUUCAAAAUGUAAAUGCUUCUACCACAUCUCCGACUUCCGCAGAGUACCUUAUAAUGCUUCAUCAUAUCAAUCUUGCCUUACACUAUCACAUGGAACAAGUUUUCUACACUGAGUGCUAAUAUUUCUCAGCUCCAAUCUCAAAUCUGUGAAGCUAACCAGGUUCCCUAACAGGCAUAAGGAAGAAACUGAGAAGGGGAAAGGAAAAUCACAAAGCUUCAUACACUGUCCUUGGAGGAGGGUAUGGAGAAGAGGAAAUUUAUGAGGAGGUAACAAGUCAGAGGCAUUUCAACAAUUAGUUAAUUAAAUUGGGGUAAAAUACACAACAAAAUUUACCAUCUUAACCAUUUUUAAGUGUGUAGCUCAGUAGCAUUAAAAUACAUUCACAGAGUUGUGCAGCCAUCACCACCUUUCACCUAGAAUGUCUUCUAUUGCUCCAAACGGAAACUCCACCAUGAAACACUAACUCCAUAUUCCUCCACCUGCAGUCCCUGGCAACUGCCAUUCUACCUACUUUCCGUCUCUGUGAAUUCGACUACUCUAGGCACUCUAUAUGCUGUCUGAAUGGACCUGUACAGCAUUUUCAUUUCUGUGACUAACUUAGCAUGUCACUUAGCGUAUUCAGUCCCAUUUUAUAAUGUAGCUGACUGUUCUAAGGGCUUGUUGUAGACGCUUAACCCUGGGACCCUUUAAUGAGAACCCUGGGACUUUACAAUUCUGCAUAAGCAGAGGUGGACGUCAGGCACUCUUUAGACGUAGGAGAUGCAGUGAAAGCACGUACAUUUUGAGGAACACAGAUCUGGGCUCAAAUAAAAGCUGUAUGGCUUUGGGCAAGUGACUAAAUCUGAGUCUCAGUUUUUUCUUGUCUGUAAAAUGCCCUCUGAUUUUUCUUGCGAGCAUUCAGUCAGCACAUGCUAGGAUCGGCAAAAAUACUUCAAGGCAGCAACUCUACAAAAUCGAGGCCUCUGUUGGGAAUAACAUCAAGCAGUUGAUAUUUGCUGUUUUGUUCACUUGUCUCAGAACAUGUUUUGGGGAAAACCAAGGGAGAGAACAAACUCAAGAGGGAGCAGAGUGACGACAGUCCUCCAGGUCUGGGAAGGAUAUUUCUAAUGCCUGAGGAGAGUUCUUUGAUUUCUAUGAUCCCAGGCUCUCAGCUCCUGCGCUUUAAAAUAUGGCUUCUACAAGCAAUGUGACUGAAAUCAUUUUCUUGGGGUUCUCCCAGAAUUGGAAUGAGCAGAGGGUCACUUCUGUGGUGUUUCUUCUCAUGUACAUAGCCAUUGUGCUGGGCAAUGGCCAUGUGGUGACUAUCCUGGCCAGCAAAGGGCUCACCUCCCCCAUGUAUUUCUUCCUCAGCCACUCAUCCUCUAUGGAGAUCUGUUACUGUUCUGUCAUGGCCUCCAAGCUUAUCUUUGACUCUUUUACCAAGAGGAAAGUUAUGUCUCUCAAGGGCUGCAUCACACAGAUAUUUUUCCUCCAUUUCUUUGGUGGCACUGAGAUCUUCCUCCUGAUGGUGAUGGCCUAUGAUUGCUACAUGGCCAUCUGCAAGCCAUUUUACUACACUGCCAUCAUGAGCCAGCAGAUGCGUGGCCUCCUGCGGGCAGUAGCAUGGGGCGGGGGCCUGCUGCAUUCUGUUGGGCAAACCUUCCUCAUUUUCCAGCUCCCUUUCUGUGGCCCCAGCAUCAUCUACCACUACUUCUGUGAUGUCCACCCAGUACUGAAGCUGGCCUGUGCGGACACUGUCCUCAUUAGCCUGCUGAUCAUCACCAAUGGUGGCUCCAUCUCUGUGGUCAGCUUCUCAGUACUGAUGGCUUCCUACCUGAUCAUCCUGCACUCCCCGAGGAGCCACAGCUCGGAGGGGCGGCAAAAGACCCUCUCUACCUCUGCCUCUCAUGUCACAGUUGUGGGCCUGUUCUUCAUACCUUGCUCCUUUGUCUACAUGAGGCCCUGUGUCACCCUCCCUGCAGACAAGAUAGUUGCCAUAUUUUACACGGUGGCCACACCUCCCUUAAACCCUGUCAUUUACUCCUUCGGGAAUGCUGAAGUGAGAAACGCCAUGAGGAGACUCAUAGGGAGAAAAGUAAUUUGGGAAGAGAUGCAGAUGAUCUAG
Callithrix jacchus (white-tufted-ear marmoset) is the source of this 2496-nucleotide messenger RNA. It is a transcript of the gene OR4X1, whose product is annotated as olfactory receptor family 4 subfamily X member 1. The record is from RefSeq and is a predicted model, not a curated record. Gene Ontology annotation, molecular function: olfactory receptor activity; G protein-coupled receptor activity. Gene Ontology annotation, biological process: G protein-coupled receptor signaling pathway. Lineage: Eukaryota; Metazoa; Chordata; Mammalia; Primates; Cebidae. Gene Ontology annotation, cellular component: membrane.